AUGGAGGCCACCUUACCUUCGUUCCAGCCAACGGCCUCUCGCCGCGUUGCAAAGAUUGACUGCUACAAUUGCGUGGCCGCGAAAAGAAGAUGUGAUCGAAGUCGGCAACAAUGCAGUGUGUGUGCCGCAAACCUGGAAGAAUGCAACGGCUACCCUUAUCAGCUGUCAUGGCAAACGGGCGUGGCCUCACGGGGCAAAUUGAAGGGGAAGACAUUCAACAUCAAUGGUCAUCAAAUCGCCCCUACAACAACUUCUGUGCGAGGCUUUCGGUUCAAGGAAGGUCGACCUCGACAGAAAAGAUCUCAGAAACAAAAGGGAAGCGGCAACGGUCCCAGUAUUGGGCCCAGGCUCCUUCAAACACAAACACCACCAACAAGUGAUGGAGUAAGCUCUGGACAGCCUCGCGGGCAGGAAUCAAUCGUCCAGGACCUUGAAAUCCUUUCACAGUUGCAUUCUGAUGAAGUCGUUGUGGCGACGAAACGGAUGCGAGAGGACACGAGAGACCAGGAGAAGGAAUACUUCUUGGACAGUCUAAGCCCGACAUCCGCGGAGAUCUUUGUAGGCUUGGAUGAGCUCAUACACGACAACGAGGCAGACGAUACUUAUCCUCUUGUUCCUGCCAAUGGCCAUCUGGAGUCCCGUAUUGAAACAAUGCAACGCGAGGGAAGCUUUUGCCAUGUUUCCGAAGGUCAUCAGAACAAGAGAACACCUAGCACUUCGGGUUGCGAUUCGUCGUUGUUCGGCCAGAGUUCGACGCUCUGCGGCGAGGAUCUGGUCCAUGAACAGAUUUCACCAGCCCAAUCACUUGAUUUCAGAGCAAGGGAAGCAGUUGAAGACCAGUGGAAUUCUCCAGAUUCAUAUCUUAAACUGGCUGAAGGGUCGAUGCUUACGACAUGCCAGAUGUUCCUACCUCAGACCGUCCAUUUAGAGCAGCUUCUCAAUCUCUAUGACCGCGAACUUUGCUCUCUUCCCAUCACGCACGACAUUGUUGCAAAUCCCUUCCGCUGUCGACAGAACACGUCUCACGGAACGAAAUACCUUCUACACGCCAUACUCGCUCUCUCAAUGCAACAUUUUGUGCGCAUGAACGAUACCUCUGAUCAGGAUCCCUCAUCCCAGCUAGCUGUGAGCUAUAAACAUACAGCCGUCCACUUGUACACCUCUGCUCUUGAGAUGGAAACCAGUACAUCGACACUGUCAUUCAUUGAUACCGCUCUGAUAUUGUGUACACUCGAAAGUCUUAACUCUGCAGCGGCCCCCUGGGAGCUACACUUGUGCAAUGCAUACAGGUUACUGGAAAACGCUGGCGGUGUGUCAAAGAUUGGUAAUUCGCCACGUUUACAGGCACAAGUCGCCAUGUUCCUGUGGUGGGAUUGUACAGUGUCUCUGGUCUCUAGGUCAGCUUGCAUUUUUCCACCAGAGUACUACGAGACUAUCGCAGAAUAUGACGCGGAGUCUUCUUGGAGUGUGUUCAGUAUCACGGGAAUCCCUAAGCAGCUGUUCGUGUAUCUUCACGAGAUUGUGCAGUUGGCAGAAGAAAGAGAGAAGACGAUAACCAUGAAAUGGGUGACCUUCAACAUGCAACGAGUGCAUGAACUCGAGACAGCUAUCAGCCAACUGCCAGGGUCCAGUGCUUCUAGUGACGAGCUCCAGGACGAGGAAGUGAUACAGAGUGAGCUGGACUGUUCACACGCUCUGAAGGCGUGGAAAUAUGCCCUACUCCUCUACAUCGAAAGGACCUUCAAAUGGAACCGCCGCGAUGCUCGACCGAGCAAGGCUAUUGUGUCUUUCUCACGACUGACAUUGGACCAUGUGCGUUGCUGCCGAUCAUCUUCUGUGAUACAAAAGCAGCUCCUUCUACCAGUGUUUCUUGCUGGAUCAGAGGCCAACGACCAGUAUGCACGUUCAUUUUCACGGAACUAUUGUGACACCUGGUUGAAAAAAUCUCGCUACCGCAUGUUCCAAGACGCAAGUUCCCUCCUCGAAGAAAUAUGGUCGGCAAGAGACAUCACCAACGGCUCUAUGCAUGUAUGGUGGGGGUCUGUGAUUGACUCGAAGCAGCAACGAAAACACGCAAGUGGACAGGCUACCCGAUUGCAAUAUUUGUUUGGAUGA
This is a messenger RNA of Capronia coronata CBS 617.96, 2115 nucleotides long. RefSeq lists its product as uncharacterized. Gene Ontology annotation, biological process: positive regulation of transcription by RNA polymerase II. The record is from RefSeq and is a predicted model, not a curated record. Gene Ontology annotation, cellular component: nucleus. The coding region runs from base 1 to 2115 and encodes 704 amino acids. The transcript has 4 exons. Lineage: Eukaryota; Fungi; Ascomycota; Eurotiomycetes; Chaetothyriales; Herpotrichiellaceae. Gene Ontology annotation, molecular function: DNA-binding transcription factor activity; transcription cis-regulatory region binding.